Molecule: messenger RNA, 2900 nt
Organism: Cydia pomonella (codling moth)
Lineage: Eukaryota; Metazoa; Arthropoda; Insecta; Lepidoptera; Tortricidae
Product: delta-like protein 4
Exons: 6
Coding region: 270-1289 (339 amino acids)
Biological process (GO): cell communication
Cellular component (GO): membrane
Molecular function (GO): calcium ion binding
Source: RefSeq, a predicted model, not a curated record
ACCACUGAUAUUUUGCUUUAUAGAGGAAAAAUACAUUAAAAUAACAAUUAUUAGAAAAAGUAUUUUUUCAUAAUGAAAGAAACAUGCAGUUAUGAUUAGAUACCUUUAAUGUUAAACAAAAAAAAAUCUUGACUAAAUAGGUCGGUAACUAAGAAAAGAAAAAAAAAAGUAAAUUCAAAACGCUAGUGGUGUGGCCCCAAAAGACAGUGCGCGGCGAAAGUCCAAGUUCAACAACACGCGGUACCGCAACGCGCGGCGCAGCAGUCCCGAUGAAGCUGUCACUCGUGCUGUGUGUGGUCGGGCUGGCCCCGACCGUGCUGCCGGCUAAAUAUAUGCCCAAAUGGAAAAAACAGGCAUGCGAGCUGCCGGCCGUGCAAAGCGAGCACAGUCACUACGUAUGUGACGAGAAAGGCGAGCCAAAAUGUCUACCCGGUUGGCAGGGGGAUCUGUGCGAUGUGCCGAUUUGCAAAAAAGGAUGUGAUCCUCUGCAAGGUUACUGCAAGCGGCCAGGCGAGUGCCGAUGCAAGCUCGGCUUCUACGGCGAGCGAUGUAACAAAUGUAUCCCACUGCCGGGCUGUCAACACGGCUCGUGCAACGUGUCCUUCGAGUGCGUGUGCAAGGAGGGUUGGGACGGCCUCUUCUGUUCUGAGCCGAUCUGCCGCUCGGACUGCCACGCGACGCGCGGCUUCUGCGAGUCGCCGGGCGAGUGCCGCUGCCGGCUGGGCUGGUCCGGCCCGACCUGCCGCGCCUGCCAGCCGCUGCCCGGCUGCCAGCACGGCUACUGUGACAAGCCGCUCGAGUGCAAGUGCCUGCCUGGCUACACGGGCCUGCUGUGUCAGACGCCGAUCUGCUCAGCGGGCUGCCACAGCGAGCGCGGCUACUGCCGCCGCCCGGGCGAGUGCCGCUGCAAAGUCGGCUGGACUGGACCCACCUGCUCCCAAUGUCACCCGUACCCUGGCUGCGUUCAUGGCACCUGCAGCAGACCUUGGGAGUGCGCCUGCGAGCCGGGCUGGGGCGGCAUGCUUUGCGAUGAAGAGUUGAACUACUGCGAGAAGAACCCAGACACCUGUAAGAACGGCGGCAAAUGCCAGUCCCUAGAAUCCGGCGACGGUUACUUCCGCUGCUCCUGCCCCGCCGGCAUCAGCGGCAGGAACUGCGAGAAUCUGCCCGACAGCAUGACCACCCCCACUGCCGAUUCUACAAACUCCACAGAGGUCCCGGAAACUUCCAGUGCGGAGACUACCACGGAGCUCUCGAAGGAACCCAGUGAGGAAAAUGAGACUAAGUAGUCAUCUUCAUAUUAUUAAAAUGAGACUUAUUAGUCAUCAUCAUAUUAUUAAAAUGAGACUAAGUAGUCAUCAUGAUAUUAUUAAAAUGAGACUUAUUAGUCAUCAUCAUAUUAUUAAAAUGAGACUAAGUAGUCAUCAUGAUAUUAUUAAAAUGAGACUUAUUAGUCAUCAUCAUAUUAUUAAAAUGAGACUAAGUGGUCAUCAUCAUAUUAUUAAAAUGAGACUACGUAGUCAUCAUCAUAUUAUUAAAAUGAGACUAAGUAGUCAUCAUCAUAUUAUAAAAAUGAGACUAAGUAGUCAUCAUCAUAUUAUUAAAGAUCAGAGAUCAUACACUUUUCAUCAUCUUUGAAAACUAAGUGCGGUGUUGUACCUUGUAACAAUGCAAUGAAAUCUCUAGAAUCAGACCAAGCUAACUGUAGGUACAGUCAGCAAAACUAUUGGCUCAGCACCCCCUGGAUACAUUUUCCUGAUUGUACAUGACAUUUGCAAUGACAAAGUGCGUAACUGUCAUAAUACCUAAAUGUAUUUUUUAGAAAAUAUGACUUUUAUUAAAGACACGACAUUUUCGCACUUUGUUCUGUAAUCAUCGGUGCAGAGUUAGAUUAGAUGGACUUUAGCGCCUAUCUAAUAGAGCUGCAAUGUUCUGCCACCAGAGACAGCACUAGCACAAACCGUAAACCGUAGAGUAACAUGUAGUGAUAUAAUAGAGAGUUGCUGAGUUGCCUAAGUAAGGUACGAGAUUGAAAAACUUGAUUAUAUCACUAUUGUAUACAAUAAUUUUUCUAAGAGUCCUCUAAAAUAAUAUAUUUUUUACUAUAAAACCUAAAUAAUUAAUGAAAAUUGGUAAGUAGACAAAAAUGUAGUACAAAAGAUUCCGCAUGACCCCGAGCCCCGUGCCGUUUAGUGUUUUCUAUGGGAACGCGGCGGCACGUAAUUGGUAAUUUUUUUUACAGUUCACUACAGCGUAUCGAAAUGAAUCUUAUAGCUUAGUUGGGAGCCCAUAUAAUUAUGAAUAGUACGCAUUUAUAGUUUGAUACACGAAAUACGAAAUCUUAAUUCAACCAUUACAGUCAACAAAAACAGCUUUUGGACAAGUUUUCACAGAUUAUUUGUUACGAAUAAUAUAAUUACAUUACGUUGAUACAAUAAGGCGGAUUGUUUACAGUUUGUGCUAGUGGCGCCUCUACGCAGAAUUUUGCUUAUAAUGUCAUUACGACUGGGUACGAAGUGGCGGAGAAAUCAAAUUCUUUAACUUUCAUAAUCAUAAUGAUUCAUUUAUCGAAAAUUGAAAAAGAGACGUCACUAAUUCGCAAUGUUGGGAGGCAGAGGUCGGUUAAACCGUUUACCCAGUGUCAAAUUGUACUGGUAACCAUGGCAACUCCAGGUUUAACCGGUUACCAUCGGGUUAGUAAAAUGGUGCAAGUGAGUCUUGGAGGGGUAAAAUCGAAUUAUAGCUAAAGUAAAAUAUUUUUGACGAACAACAAUGUUUAGUAUAUUAAAAUCAAGUAGGUAAAGUAUACACCUUACCUACACACUUGGAUAUUCUCAAAAGAACUGACGACUGAAUUUCAUACUUAUUUACUUACCUUGAAUAAAAGGUGACAUUAUGAU